Molecule: messenger RNA, 702 nt
Organism: Capronia coronata CBS 617.96
Lineage: Eukaryota; Fungi; Ascomycota; Eurotiomycetes; Chaetothyriales; Herpotrichiellaceae
Exons: 1
Coding region: 1-702 (233 amino acids)
Source: RefSeq, a predicted model, not a curated record
AUGGCACCCGUCCAGGUGAUCGAUAUGGUUGCCAGUGCCGGUCCUUUCCGUACCCCAGCGCAACCGCUCCAAACUCGUGAGCUGACAUCGAAGUCACUCACUACUGCCGUCAUCGUCCUUGCAAUCUCCUCAACUGUCCUAUUUCUGGGCGUGCUCUUUGUGCUGGCUAAGCUUUGGACCAAGUUGAGGGGCGGGAAACUCGUACCUCAGCUCGCAUCUCGGCAUGUCCAACCAGCCAAGGAAGGGGACACAGUGGCCGAGCGAGAGCCAAGUGACUGGGCCAGAAAAAACAGCAACGUCCUCUGGUCCAUGUAUAUUGAGGAAGACGAUCUGAAGUCUCAAUUCUCACUGCCGACCAAGUCCAGACUAUUCUCCAUUGGGUCUGUGUCCACCGAUCAUGGCAGAUGUCCCCUGGACCGACGUACCUCCAAUGCGGACGAGCUGGACAAACACAACAAUCCGCCGAUUGAGGAACCAGAGCGCGAUGAGUCAGUCGACAGCCACAGACUACGCAAUCGUGCUGCGUAUGAGCAAGAGACGACACCGACAAAGAAUGUUUCUCGAACACGAGCAAGGUCACAGCCGUUCCACCACAGGCAGAGCGACAGCCUUGAGAACAUAGCAGCCAAGCGCAAACAGAGUGUGCCCGAGCCACAUACACGGAUGGUUGAUUGUCAGGAGCACCGGACGGUUAUGCAGUAG